This is a messenger RNA of Williopsis jadinii, 366 nucleotides long. It is a transcript of the gene SNM1, whose product is annotated as Snm1p. The record is from RefSeq and is a predicted model, not a curated record. The transcript has a single exon. Lineage: Eukaryota; Fungi; Ascomycota; Saccharomycetes; Phaffomycetales; Wickerhamomycetaceae. Bases 1 to 366 code for a protein of 121 amino acids.
AUGAGCAUGAGGGUCGUGUAUUCAAAGAAGGCGAAGAAGAGUAGGAAGCCAACAGCUGAAGAGAAGGUGAAGAAACCUCGAGAUCGAAACCUGCGGAUAUCGUGCUUCACGUGCAACAAAACCAUGUCGUUUGAACUGUUGAAGCCAACACCACCUGUGGUUUCUAAGCCAGUGGAAAAGAAGCCCUUUGUUGCCACAUGGAAUCCAAACCAGAACAAUCAAGAUGUUAAACAGAAUAAGGCGAAGGAGAGGGCAAAGAAGAGGAAGAGGAAUAACCUGUCAAAUCUUUUAGAGAGUAAGAAGCAAGCAGAGGAAAAGGAAAAGAAGUCGAAUCUACUGAGUCUAGAUGAUUUUAUGAAAUUAUGA